UUUGCUGACCCCUGUGUCACGUUAUAGAGCAACAGCAAGAGCCUCACCAGAUACCAGUGCUGUGUUCUUGGAAAUAACUGUUUCCAGAACCACAAAAUUAAAAAAAAUUCUGUUCGUAUAAUUGCUGGGUUUCUAAUAUUCUGCUACUGCAGAAUACAGACUAAGAUGGUCUCUGCAUCUUUCUGCAGAGUCUGUGGGAUGGGGGCAGGGGGUAGAGACACUGUCAGAGAAAGAUAGCAAGAGAGAGGGUCGGAGAGCUUCAUGGCCUAUGAAGACAGCCAGGAGGACAAAAGGAACCAUUCGUCAUUAGUCACAGCAAUCAGAGACUAUUUAGUUAGGGUUUCUCUUUCUGUGACAAAACACUGUGACCAAAAGCAACUUGGGGAGGGAAGGGUUUAUUUUGCUUGAAUUCCCAUUUUACAGUUCAUCAUCCAGGGAAGUCAGGGUGGGAACACAAGGCAGGAACCUGGAGGCAGGAGCUCAAGCAGAGGCCAGGGAGGGGUGCUACUUACUGGCUUGUUCCCCAUGGCCCUGCUUUCUUAUAGAACCCAGGACCACCCGCCUAGGGAUGGCACCACCUACAGUGGGCUUAGCCCUCCUCAUCAAUCCCUAAUAAAGAAAAUGCCUUUCAAGCUUGCCUGCACUGUGAUUUUAGGGAUGCAUUUUCUCAACUGAAGUUCCUUCCUCUCAAAUGACCCUAACUUGUAUCAAGUUGAUAUAAAAUCUAGCCAGCCCAGACACCCAGAGGCCCCAACUUCUCCUCUGCCAGGUUUCAGCCUCUCUCUCCUCCUAGCUCCCGAGCCUUCCCACUCCUGAAUCUCUUGCCUCUCCUUUCUUCUCCUUCUUUCUCUUCCAUCUGAGGCUGUCAUGGGCCAGAGAGUGCAAUAGGAACUCUGGAGAAAUUACAUCUGCAGCCCCUCAAGGACUCGGGCUGGGGAAUGCAUAGACACACAGAGAUGUGCACAGUCCAUGUGACACUGUUCUUGUCACUUAAAUGUAACCACAUUCAUAUAUGAAGCUAAGAACAUAGAGAAAGGCCUCCACAAUUUAAGAUUAUAUAUGCAAACACACCCCAGACGUGCAAGAGUAGACUAGCAAGCACAUCUAGACACAAACACACAAACACACAUUCAUAUUAGAAUGACCAGCUGGGUGGUGGUACACGCCUUUAAUCCCUGCACUUGGGAGGCAGAGGAAGGCAGAUCUCUGUGCAUUCGAGGCCAGUCUGGGCUACAGAGUGAGUUUCAGGACAGUCAGGGCAGUUACACAGAGAAACCCUGUCACAAAACAAAAACAAACAAACACAAAGAAAUGGCCUUUCACUAUAAAAAGCAUAUAGUGCACACACACAGGUACAUGCCUGAAUAAAUAAACAGACAAAACUGAGCUGACACGUGUAUACUCACCCCCAGAAAUCGAGACGCAUUACUCCCAAUGCCCUUUUGUCCUGUGUAUCUGUUUCUUGGUGAUCUUGCCAACAUCUUAGGGUGGGGGCAAGAAGAUAGGGAGUGAGCAAGUCACUGGCAGCCCUAGCAGGAAGUAUGGGUGCUCACACUCCUGGACAGUGACGAGACAGGAGGCAGGAACAGCUCAAGUUGCAUAACUAGGUGGAGAGGCAGGCUCAGCAUAAAAGGUCCUGCUGGAGUGUGCAGUGAGGUCGCCAGUGGCCAGACCAGGACCAUGGAGCCCAGUGUCCUGCUCCUCCUCGCUCUCCUCGUGGGCUUUGUACUGCUCCUGGUCAGGGGUCACCCAAAAGCCCGUGGCCACCUCCCACCAGGACCACGUCCACUGCCCCUCCUGGGAAACGUCCUGCAGAUGGACAGAGGAGGCCUCCUCAACUCCUUCAUGAAGAUUCGAGAAAAAUAUGGAGAUGUGUUCACAGUGCACCUGGGACCGAGGCCCGUGGUCAUGCUGUAUGGGACAGAGGCCAUAAGGGAGGCUCUGGUGGACCAAGCUGAGGCUUUCUCUGGCCGGGGGACAAUUGCUGUGGUUAGACCAGUCUUCAAGGACUAUGGUGUGAUCUUUGCCAAUGGGGAACGCUGGAAGACCCUUCGGCGAUUCUCUCUGGCCACCAUGAGAGACUUUGGGAUGGGAAAGCGGAGUGUGGAGGAGCGGAUUCAGGAGGAGGCCCGAUGUCUGGUUGAGGAGCUCCGGAAAUCCCAGGGAGCCCCCCUGGACCCCACCUUCCUUUUCCAGUGCAUCACAGCUAACAUCAUCUGCUCCAUUGUCUUUGGAGAGCGCUUUGACUACAAAGACCGCCAGUUCCUGCGCCUGCUGGACCUGUUCUAUAGGUCCUUCUCUCUCAUCAGCUCCUUCUCCACCCAGGUGUUUGAGCUCUUCUCUGGCUUCCUGAAGUACUUUCCCGGUGCCCACAGACAAAUCUCCAAAAACCUGCAGGAAGUCCUUGACUACAUUGGCCAGAGUGUGGAGAAGCACAGGGCAACCUUGGAUCCCAGCAAUCCAAGAGACUUCAUCGAUACCUACCUUCUACGCAUGGAGAAGGAGAAGUCCAAUCAACACACGGAGUUCGAUCACCAGAACCUCAUGCUCUCCGUGCUGUCUCUCUUCUUUGCUGGCACCGAGACCAGCAGCACCACGCUCCGCUAUGGCUUCCUGCUCAUGCUCAAAUACCCCCAUGUUACAGAGAGAGUCCAAAAGGAGAUCGAUCAGGUGAUUGGCUCACACCGACUCCCAACCCUGGAGGACCGCACCAAAAUGCCUUACACUGAGGCUGUCAUCCACGAGAUUCAGAGAUUUUCAGAUCUCAUCCCCAUUGGUGUCCCACACAAAGUCACCAAAGACACUUUGUUCCGAGGGUACCUGCUCCCCAAGAACACUGAAGUGUACCCCAUCCUGAGUUCAGCUCUCCAUGACCGACGGUACUUUGCACAACCAGACACCUUCAACCCUGACCACUUCCUGGAUGCCAAUGGAUCUCUGAAGAAAAAUGAAGCUUUCAUGCCCUUCUCUAUAGGAAAGCGCAUUUGUCUUGGUGAAGGCAUUGCCCGCAACGAAUUGUUCCUUUUCUUCACCACCAUCCUCCAGAACUUCUCCGUGUCCAGUCUUAUGGCUCCUGAGGACAUUGACCUCAAUCCCAAGGAGAGUGGCUUUGGCAAAGUGCCCCCAACAUACCAGAUCUGCUUCUUGGCCCGCUGACUGGGCUGUGGU
Molecule: messenger RNA, 3168 nt
Organism: Peromyscus californicus insignis
Lineage: Eukaryota; Metazoa; Chordata; Mammalia; Rodentia; Cricetidae
Product: cytochrome P450 2B1
Exons: 9
Coding region: 1681-3156 (491 amino acids)
Biological process (GO): xenobiotic metabolic process
Cellular component (GO): cytoplasm; intracellular membrane-bounded organelle
Molecular function (GO): iron ion binding; oxidoreductase activity, acting on paired donors, with incorporation or reduction of molecular oxygen, reduced flavin or flavoprotein as one donor, and incorporation of one atom of oxygen; heme binding
Source: RefSeq, a predicted model, not a curated record